This is a messenger RNA of Hyaloscypha bicolor E, 820 nucleotides long. RefSeq lists its product as uncharacterized. Lineage: Eukaryota; Fungi; Ascomycota; Leotiomycetes; Helotiales; Hyaloscyphaceae. The record is from RefSeq and is a predicted model, not a curated record. Bases 277 to 738 code for a protein of 153 amino acids. The transcript is spliced from 3 exons.
CCGAGACCUUCCUGUCUACUCACAUCUUAUUCUUAGGAAUCAGAAUGCCCCCAAUUAGCGGAUUCGUUAUCUUUCAAUUCUACGGGUUCAACAUCGAGAUCUAUGUACUGGACAUCGCUCUGUAUGCGACCUCACAACUUCCCUCGUCUACCCUUCUCCGAGAGCAGGGAAAACUUGUCCCGCAAACGAAUACACGGAAUGAUAAAUGAAAUGAGUGGCACUACCCAUGGAAACCUCUUGGUAGUAAUUGGUCUCUGGGAGCAGAUUGAAUGUUAAAUGGAGGGCCUGCUAGCUGGGAAGAACCGCCUGCUGGACCCCGAGUAUUACGAUAGUUUGUUGACUGAUAAUACUACGUUCACAAGGUCCAAAAAGUACUUCUGGGCUAUUGAAUUUCUCAUAGAAGCCGAAACUAAUGUUCUGGACAACAUCAAUCAAGCGAAGCAUUUCGUUAAACCCAUGAGUUCGAAUCCCUCAAGUGGUGAGAUUAGUCGAAGGGUGUUUGUGCUAAGAUUGAAGAAGCACAAUACCGCUAUCCAGAAGUUGGCGAGUCUAAGGAAAGGCUUUGUGAAAAAGCAGGAAGAAGCGAAAGUUCUUAGAGAUGGGCGCCAACGCUGUGAUGAAAGUCGAGCAUUCACGCAACUGGGGGAGAAUAUCAAGAUUCUCACAUACGUCAGCAUAUUCUUCCUCCCAAUAACAGUGUGCAUUUCGUUCUGGAGUAUGAGCGAUUCCCUUUCUUAGUCUCUCUUCACUCGCAAUCGUAACUCCGGUUGUCGUUCUUGCAACAUAUGCCAUGGUUUUGAAUCUGGACAGAAUCAUCCAA